Molecule: messenger RNA, 2422 nt
Organism: Danaus plexippus (monarch butterfly)
Lineage: Eukaryota; Metazoa; Arthropoda; Insecta; Lepidoptera; Nymphalidae
Gene: AP-2mu
Product: AP-2 complex subunit mu
Exons: 11
Coding region: 185-1507 (440 amino acids)
Biological process (GO): clathrin-dependent endocytosis; intracellular protein transport
Cellular component (GO): cytoplasmic vesicle; AP-2 adaptor complex
Molecular function (GO): clathrin-cargo adaptor activity
Source: RefSeq, a predicted model, not a curated record
UCAUUGCAGCCCAUUGCCCGUCGGUCGAACUAUUGACGUUUCAUUUUGGGGGCGGGUAUCAACUACAAUUUUUCAAUAUUUUCCGAUAUUGCUCUAAAAUGAGUUUACAGGGCUGGCUUUUAUGGUGAAAAAAUAAAUAUUCUGAUAGAUGUCCCAACUAAUCAUUACGUAAUUUCUCGGCAAGAUGAUUGGGGGGCUGUUCGUAUACAACCACAAAGGGGAGGUGUUGAUAUCUCGGGUGUACCGUGAUGAUAUCGGUCGUAAUGCCGUGGAUGCGUUCAGGGUGAACGUGAUCCACGCUCGUCAGCAGGUUCGCUCGCCUGUCACCAACAUCGCUAGGACAUCAUUUUUUCAUAUAAAGAGAGCCAACAUUUGGCUAGCGGCGGUCACGAAGCAGAAUGUCAACGCCGCUAUGGUGUUUGAAUUCCUAUUGAAGAUCAUUGAUGUGAUGCAGUCUUACUUCGGAAAGAUAUCCGAAGAAAACAUCAAGAAUAACUUCGUGCUCAUCUACGAACUGCUGGAUGAAAUCCUGGACUUUGGUUACCCUCAGAACUCGGAUACCGGAGUCCUGAAGACAUUUAUCACUCAGCAAGGAAUCAAGUCGGCCACCAAGGAAGAACAGGCUCUCAUUACAUCACAGGUGACUGGCCAGAUCGGCUGGCGUCGUGAAGGCAUCAAGUAUCGGCGUAAUGAGUUGUUCCUCGAUGUACUGGAGUAUGUCAAUUUAUUGAUGUCACCUCAAGGUCAAGUUUUGUCGGCUCAUGUUGCCGGUAAGGUGGUGAUGAAGUCUUACCUGUCAGGAAUGCCGGAAUGCAAGUUUGGCAUUAAUGAUAAAAUUGUCAUGGAAGCCAAGGGCAAAGGCAACGGCGGCAUCUCCGGCAACACGGACAGUGACCCAGCUCGCUCCGGUAAACCUGUAGUCGUAAUUGAUGACUGUCAGUUCCACCAGUGCGUGAAGCUCAGCAAGUUUGAGACGGAGCACUCUAUAUCGUUCAUACCGCCCGAUGGAGAGUUUGAACUCAUGAGAUACCGUACAACAAAGGAUAUAUCCCUGCCGUUCCGUGUGAUCCCCUUGGUGCGUGAAGUCGGUCGCACCAAGAUGGAAGUGAAGGUAGUGCUGAAGUCAAACUUCAAGCCGUCGCUCCUGGGGCAGAAGAUCGAAGUGAAGAUCCCGACACCGCUGAACACGAGCGGGGUGCAGUUGAUCUGUCUGAAGGGGAAGGCCAAGUACAAGCCCUCAGAGAACGCUAUUGUGUGGAAGAUCAAGCGUAUGGCUGGUAUGAAGGAGACCCAGUUGUCCGCUGAGAUCGAGCUCCUGGAGACUGACACCAAGAAGAAGUGGACGCGGCCACCCAUCUCCAUGGGAUUCGAAGUGCCCUUCGCACCUUCCGGCUUCAAGGUCCGUUAUCUGAAGGUGUUCGAGCCCAAGCUGAACUACUCUGAUCACGAUGUUAUUAAAUGGGUCCGGUACAUCGGACGUUCCGGGCUGUACGAGACGCGCUGUUAACUCCUGCCAACUGCUCUCCUGGUGGCGUGUUACAUUAUUAAUUUGUAUAUAAUACAGUAUUGUUCGCGGGAUCGCUGUGUUCAAAGCCGGUUCGUGUAGAGGGAGCUGUGACUUGGUGACGUCAUCGAUAGAGUGAAAUAAAGUACCAAACAAACUCAAAAUAGAGCGAAAAUGGUUGCAAGUCAUUCGUUCUGUAUUUUCCUCGGUUGUUCGUUAAUGAAAACAUGGACAGGUCGCUGCUGUCUCUAAACGGACUGAAUGUAUCACAUUUUAGUAGAAUCUCAUACUAACAUGCUUUCAUAGGAGAUGUAUAAUAAAGCAACUUUGAGCUAAUAAUUAAAUUUAAAUUUUUAAUUUAAUUUUUAUUUUUAUUUUAUAUACAGUUUAAUUUAAAUUUAAUUGCUGGUGUAUAUUCCAUUUUAAAUUCAUGGUUGGAACAUAGCAUUGUCGGACAUAAGAAUAUGAUUAUAAUUGUUUUUUUUAGUAGAAAAUUUUUCCGUGCUUGUUGUAAUUCUAACAUAUAAAUAUCAUUAAUAUAUAAAAAUAUAUUUUUUCCAUCAUUGAUAACUGAGCUGAACUAGUACAGAUGUAUGUAAUACUUAAUGUUCAUCAAUGUUCAUAGUUUAUAGAUUUUCUAUAGCAUUCCUUAAACGUUUCUGCUAAGAACUGUUCACUACAGCUAUAUAGUGUUUCAUGUACAUGUAGAUACAGGAUGUUCACUGUAUGUGUCGGGGUUUAUUAGUGUGGCUCAUGCAGGCAUUUUUAAAUAUUAUUUUGGUGUAGAAUCAUAAUCGUGUCGUGACAUAUAGUUAUGUAAUGUUUUACAUAUGAUUGUUUAGGGUCCGGUGUGGAGCCACGUGUUAGAUCGCUUAUAGUAUAGCAUGUUAUACAUAUAUAAUAAACGUUUGAAAUCUA